UCCCAUUUUACAAACUGCCGAUCGAGGAAACUCCCUCUCUCUCUCCGCGCCUCGCCGCGCCGCUGCUCCACCUCGCCGCUCUGCAUCGCGCCUCCGCCUCCACAUCUCAUAUACCGAUUUCGAUUAUGAUAAAAUCUGUAAGCAAUCAUUGUAUAUAGAAAUGUAUUUGUAUAUGUGUGGAGUAAGGAUGCUGUUGGAGUAUAUCUGUAAGGAAGAUAUUUUUGCGGUGAAUUAGGGCUUCUCUAGAGAAUAGGUUAUUUUGCAACAGAAUGUAACAAACUGAAGAAUUCUAAAAGCAAGGAGAGAUCUCCGAUCCUAAAAAGUAGAAAGCGAGCAAUAAAUUAACAGAAAUCGUUGACCUAAUUGCUUCGCCAAGUGUGUGUGUGUGUGAGAGAGAGAGAGAGAGAGAUCAAUUGUAGACUAGUACGGUAGAGUUUUUGUGUAAGAAAUGGAGAGGUUGGGAUCGGAGGAGGAGAUUGACUCGCCCUUCAAGGAGGCACUGAACAAGGUGGUUCCCGCCAUGGUGGUCCUCCGCACAACUGCAUGCCGUGCCUUCGACACUCAGUCGGCCGGUGCGUCAUCCGCCACGGGCUUCGUGGUGGACAAGUCCCGCGGAAUUAUUCUUACGAACCGCCACGUUGUUAAGCCAGGUCCUGUUGUGGCGGAAGCUAUGUUUGUGAACCGUGAAGAAAUCCCAGUGCAGCCGAUAUACAGAGACCCGGUUCAUGAUUUCGGCUUCUUCCUUUAUGACCCUUGUGCUAUACAAUUCCUCAGCUAUGAGGAGAUCCCUCUUGCUCCUGAGGCUGCAUGUGUGGGGCUUGAAAUUCGGAUGGUCGGAAAUGAUAGUGGUGACAAGGUGUCUAUUUUGGCAGGAACUCUUGCUCGGUUGGAUAGAGAUGCUCCACACUAUAGAAAGGAUGGCUACAACGACUUCAAUACUUUCUACAUCCAAGCAGCUUCUGGGGCGAAAGGUGGUUCGAGUGGCUCUCCUGUGAUUGACAGGCAAGGUAGAGCAGUCGCCUUGCAUGCUGGGGGCAGGGCAUCCGGUGCUUCAGCAUUUUUCUUACCUUUGGAAAGAGUUGUGAGAGCCUUAGGAUUCUUGCAGAGAGGAAGAUGCACAUGGAUUCCUCGUGGUACGCUGCAGGCUACAUUUCUUCACAAAGGAUUUGAUGAGACCCGCAGGCUUGGGCUUGGAAGUGAAACUGAAGAGUUAGUGCGGCUCGCUUCUCCACCUGGUGAAACUGGAAUGCUUGUGGUUGACUCGGUGGUGCCGGGUGGUCCAGCCCAUAAGCAUUUGGAGCCAGGUGAUGUGCUGAUUCGAUUGAACGGGGAGGUGAGUACCCGGUUUCUGAAGAUGGAGACAUUGCUUGAUGACAAUGUCAACAAUAAAAUUGAACUCGAGAUUGAAAGGGGUGGCGAAGCUUUGAGUGUAGAGUUGAGGGUUGAGGAUUUGCACUCGAUCACACCUGACUACUUUCUUGAAGUGAGUGGUGCAAUCAUACAUCCUCUCUCUUAUCAACAGGCCAGGAACUUCAGUUUCCAGUGUGGUCUUGUGUAUGUUGCUAAUGCAGGGUACAUGCUAUCCAGAGCUGGAGUUCCACGUUAUGCUAUUAUUAACAAGUUUGCUGGUCAAGACAUAACAAAACUUGAUGACUUCAUUUCUGUGCUAUCUAAGUUCUCAAGGGGCGCAAGAGUACCAUUAGAGUAUAUCACUCAUACUGAUCGUCAUCAAGGGAAGUCUGUCCUGGUCACAAUUGAUCGUCAUGAAUGGUAUGCACCUCCUCACAUAUACACUCGCAACGACACUACUGGUUUGUGGACCAUGAAGCCAGUAUUAUUAUCAUGUUCUGCUGAGAUGGAACAUGCACUUGAAGAAUCGAUGGAGAAAAUGAGAGUGGAGGAUGAUGAAUCGAGAGAUUUUCAAGUCGCUGAGCGAGUGAUUGAGCCUAGCCUAGUUAUGCUUGAGGUUCGUGUGCCACCAUCUUGUAUGCUUGAUGGUGUGCACUCGGGGCAUUUCAUUGGAACUGGUCUUAUCAUACAUCAUUCUCAAACUAAGGGAUUGGUUGUUGUUGAUAGAAACACUGUUGUGGUCUCUGUAUCUGAUGUCAUGCUGUCUUUUGCUGCUUAUCCAAUUGAAAUUCCCGGCGAGAUUGUUUUUCUCCAUCCCGUGCACAAUUUUGCACUUGUGGCAUAUGACCCUUGUGCUCUUGGUCCUGGUGCUUCGCUAGUUCGAGCUGCUCAACUUCUUCCUGAACCUGCACUAGGCCGUGGAGAUUCUGUGUGUCUUGUGGGGUUGAAUGAGAGUCUGCAGACCACUUGUCGGAAAUCUUUUGUCACCAAUGCUUGUGCUGCUCUUAAUAUUGGCUCAGCUACUGCUCCAAGAUAUAGGGCAACCAAUAUGGAAGUAAUAGAGCUUGAUACAGAUUUUGGAUGUGCAUUUUCUGGUGUUCUCACAGACGAUCUUGGAAGGGUUCAAGCUAUUUGGGGAAGCUUUUCAACACAAUGUAGUGGCAAAAGCCAUGAAUUUAGUCGAGGGAUUCCAAUUUAUACAAUAAGUCACACACUUGAUAAAAUAGUAUCUGCUCCUGCUCGUCUCAUAAUGCCACUUGUUAAAAUACUGGAGGUUGAACUUUAUCCAACUUUGCUCUCGAAAGCUCGUAGCUUUGGCCUCAGUGACUCUUGGAUCCGUGCACUGAUGAAGAAAGACCCUCUUAGGCGUCAAGUUUUGAGGGUCAAAGGCUGCUUAGCAGGAUCUAAAGCUGAAAAUCUACUACAACAGGGUGACAUGGUUUUGGCAAUCAAUAAAGAAGCAGUUACAUGUUUCCGAGACAUUGAAGAUGCUUGCCAAGAAUUGGACGAGCUCAAAGUAACAAUUUUUCGUCAGGGCCGUGAGAUCGAUGUAGUGGUGGGCAUAGAUGUGAGGGAUGGAAAUGGAACCAGACGUGUCAUAAAUUGGUGUGGUUGUGCAAUCCAGGAACCUCAUUCGGCUGUACGCGCCCUUGGAUUUCUGCCUCAAGAAGGUCAUGGCGUCUAUGUGGCAAGGUGGUGGCAAGGAAGUCCAGGACACCGGUAUAAUUUAUAUUGUCUUGUGUGGAUUGUACAAGUAAAUGGGAAGCCAACUCCCAAUUUGGAUGCCUUCGUUGCCGUGAUAAAGGAAAUAGAGCAUGGGGAGUUCGUUCGUGUUAGAACAGUUAACUUCAAAGGAACGUCUCAAGUACUCACACUGAAGCAGGAUUUGCACUACUGGCCUACAUGGGAGCUGCAUUUCGAUCCAGAAACUGGAAUGUGGCAUCGAGCGACCAUCAAAAUGCUCCACUGUAGCAACGCUUUGUGAUUUCUGAGGUUCAAGAAACAAUUUCAUCAGUUGUCAGCGACGAUGCUCUUGGAAUCUUCCCUUCAAUCUGAGAUUAUAGUAUUGCUGGGAUUUUGCUACAACAUUAUGCUCAGUUGUGUUGAACGAGAUUUUCACGAGCAAAAGAGAGGGGGACCACUUACUAUAAGGGUGCGUUUACUUUGAUAGAUAAAUUUAUCAUGAGAAAAGAAGGGAUAACAAAAUUUUAUGGUAUCCUUCAUUUUCUCAUGAUAAAUUUAUCAAUCAAAGUAAACGCAUCCUAAGAAAAAGUUAGCUGAUUUGGUAUAAAAGUUGAACAUAUCUAUCAGCAAAAAUCGAGGAGAGAAAGGAGCACCUGAAGUCUACAACAAAUAAGGGGUAACUUGGUCUUUUCAAGGACUAUUUUUUGGGUAACCUAGCUGCUACAUCUUGGGAAGGCAGCCACAAUUGUCACGGUGAAAGAGAAGCAACUGCCAUUUUGAGGAGAAAGAAGAAAGACCACAUUCUUGAACUAUCAUCUUUGGCUAUUGCUCUGAUUUAUGAAGUUGUAUUUUAAAUUAUGCUACUUUGAUCUCAUGAGCAGACUUGCAUUGUUAUUUUUCCUUUUAAUUUCUGUCAUCUUUGGCUAUUUUCUUUUCCUUACUUUUGAGACUUGGAUUGUUGGAACUCUAUGUCUUAGAUUUGUAAUUUCUUUGCACUUUAUUCUAGUGAAGUUCUCAUUAUGCAUUUA
Molecule: messenger RNA, 4061 nt
Organism: Salvia miltiorrhiza (redroot sage)
Lineage: Eukaryota; Viridiplantae; Streptophyta; Magnoliopsida; Lamiales; Lamiaceae
Product: protease Do-like 7
Exons: 2
Coding region: 449-3334 (961 amino acids)
Biological process (GO): proteolysis
Molecular function (GO): serine-type endopeptidase activity; protein binding
Source: RefSeq, a predicted model, not a curated record